Molecule: messenger RNA, 2479 nt
Organism: Pyrus x bretschneideri (Chinese white pear)
Lineage: Eukaryota; Viridiplantae; Streptophyta; Magnoliopsida; Rosales; Rosaceae
Product: probable alkaline/neutral invertase D
Exons: 4
Coding region: 410-2053 (547 amino acids)
Biological process (GO): sucrose catabolic process
Molecular function (GO): endo-alpha-N-acetylgalactosaminidase activity; sucrose alpha-glucosidase activity
Source: RefSeq, a predicted model, not a curated record
UUAUGUUUGAUGUAAAAAACUACGAGACCACUUGCUUCCUUGUUGCUAACUUUUUUAUCCUCCCAAUUCCCUCCACCAUAUAAAAUGCCACAUUGCCCGCAUCACCACCAUGGCGACCAGCCAUCUUCUUCCUUUCGUUAGCUUUUCUGCUACGUUUUUGGGUAAGCAAAAGUUCUACUCAACGACUUCUACAAAAAAUAAUAAAAGAAUUAGUUGCUUUCAAUAUCCUACAACUUCAUGUGUUUAAUCUACCUCACUUUUUUGGUAGUGCAAACGGUGUGAAAUGUAUAUAACAUGAUAUUUUGUUGUGAAGAACUCGUGUUGGCCAACAUAUGCAGAUUCUUAAACCCUAACUUUGAUACAAAAUCGCUGUUUUCGAUCAAUAUUCAAGGAUCAAGAAUCCAAAGAUAUGUCUCCAGUUCAUGCCGAUCAUGCUUCACAAACUGGGAAUACAACAACUCAAGAGACAGUCGUUUUUGAAAUCGGAGAAGACUCCGAUUUUCUGAGGUUACUGGACAGGCCUAGACCAGUAAGUGUGGAGAAGAAGAGAUCCUUCGGUGAAAGGUCGUUCAGCGAGUUGUCCAAUAUAGGGUCUCCUUGUAGAAGAUCCAGUUUUCUGGGGAGUCCUAGACUGAACUAUGAGUCGCAUCCCGUGGUUUCCGAUGCCUGGGAAACCCUGCGGCGCUCUGUCGUGCACUUCCGAGGCCAGCCUGUUGGAACCCUCGCCGCUGUCGACCAUUCUGUCGAAGAACUUAACUAUGAUCAGGUGUUUGUUAGAGAUUUUGUGCCAAGCGCAUUGGCAUUUUUGAUGAAUGGAGAGGAGGAGAUAGUGAAGAACUUUCUUUUGAAAACACUUCGCCUCCAAUCGUUGGAGAAAAUUGUGGACCAGUUCAAGCUAGGAGAAGGUGUCAUGCCGGCGAGCUUCAAAGUGCUCCAUGACCCCGUAAGAAACUUCGAAACCAUAACAGCGGAUUUCGGAGAGAGCGCAAUUGGAAGAGUAGCUCCGGUUGAUUCUGGAUUUUGGUGGAUAAUAUUGCUUCGCGCUUACACAAAGUCUACCGGGGACACUUCGGUCUCCGAAAUGCCCGAAUGCCAAAACGGCAUUCGCCUCAUCCUGGAUCUUUGCCUCUCGGAAGGAUUUGAUACUUUCCCUACUCUGCUCUGUGCUGAUGGUUGCUGUAUGAUUGAUCGCAGAAUGGGUGUGUAUGGAUAUCCAAUCGAAAUUCAAGCACUGUUCUUCAUGGCAUUACGAUGCGCUCUGGUUCUGCUCAAGCAAGACAACUGCGGCAAAGAAUUCGUGAAGCGCAUAACCGACCGCCUCCACGCCCUGAGCUACCACUUGCGCAGCUACUUCUGGCUGGACCUGAAGCAGCUCAACGACAUCUACCGCUACAAGACGGAGGAGUACUCGCACACGGCGGUAAACAAGUUCAACGUCAUGCCGGAUUCGCUGCCCGAUUGGGUGUUCGAUUUCAUGCCGAGUCGCGGCGGUUACUUCAUCGGCAACGUGAGCCCGGCCAGGAUGGAUUUCCGGUGGUUCUGUUUGGGCAAUUGCGUGGCGAUUUUAUCGUCGUUGGCUACGCCGGAGCAGGCGUCGGCGAUCAUGGAUCUUAUUGAGUCACGGUGGGAAGAGUUGGUCGGAGAAAUGCCGUUGAAGAUUUGCUAUCCGGCAAUAGAAAGUCAUGAGUGGAGGAUUGUUACAGGCUGUGAUCCAAAGAAUACUAGAUGGAGUUACCACAAUGGAGGCUCUUGGCCAGUACUGCUGUGGCUGUUAACGGCAGCAUGCAUAAAGACCGGACGGCCCCAGAUUGCAAGGCGUGCGAUCGAGCUGGCGGAGAGCCGGUUGUCGAAAGAUGGGUGGCCGGAGUACUAUGAUGGGAAGCUAGGGAGGUACAUGGGGAAGCAGGCACGGAAGUACCAGACGUGGUCGAUAGCGGGGUACUUGGUGGCGAAGAUGAUGCUGGAAGACCCGUCUCAUUUGGGCAUGAUAGCAUUGGAGGAGGACGAGCAAAUGAAACCCCUUAUUAAAAGAUCUGCUUCAUGGACCUCCUAAUUUCUAUCAUUUUUCUUGCCAAAUGUAUGCAAAUGCGUGUUACAAUAUUGUAUGCAUGCAGGCACUUUUGGCCAUGUUAAUUUGGGUGAGAAAGUGGAACUUUAAGCAUCUAGCGUUUAAACACCUUUUAUAGUUUAUACUCUUCUUUGGAAAAAAAAAAAAAAAAAAAAAAAAAACUGAAUACAGUUGGUUAUCAAAUGAUUUCUUAAUUUUAAUUUUUUAAUUUGAUAGCUUAACUUAUAAAUGAUUGACAACUUCUAUAUAAAAUCCCAUAAAAUCACAAGUUCAAAUUUCAUAACUUUUUUUGGUCGAAGGUAAGCGUCCGCCUUCAUGUUUUCCUUUGCUUUGCCUUUGUUCGAAUUUCUAACCUAGAAGGACAAAAAAAGGUUUAGGGGAAAGAUAUGAAAAAAUAUAUCAUUUAUUCUA